Molecule: messenger RNA, 1409 nt
Organism: Formica exsecta
Lineage: Eukaryota; Metazoa; Arthropoda; Insecta; Hymenoptera; Formicidae
Gene: Torsin
Product: torsin-like protein
Exons: 3
Coding region: 279-1340 (353 amino acids)
Biological process (GO): cellular response to misfolded protein
Molecular function (GO): ATP binding; ATP hydrolysis activity
Source: RefSeq, a predicted model, not a curated record
AAAAUUACAUUACAAAUUUCUUUAUGAAAUACAAUUUUCAAAUAUAACCAAAUUUUCAAUUACGAAUCAAUUUCUGUCAAACUUUUGUCUGAAAUCUUAAACUUACAUUUCGAUUUUUGUCCUAAUAUAUACUUAUUAGAUAUGUGUGAUCUAUUCAUUUCAAAAUCAUAAAUCCAAAGUUAUGUAAAUGUAAUUAAAAACUAGCCGCUUGUCAUAGACAUGUAUGGGACGUCAACGAAGAUCCAUCAUAUGAACAAUGAGAUAGUUGACAAUUAAAUAUGGAUUUCGCCGGUUGCGUUUUAGGGUUUUUACUUUCCCUCACGAUCGUUAUAUCCGCACGAAGCGAACUCAUUACAUUUGGUGUAAUAGGCUCGAUCGGUUCAUUAUUAGGCGGUGCAGGUUAUUAUGGUUACGAAUGGUACAAAUGCAAGUACGUGGAAUGCUGUACAGAUGAAUACGUCCUUUCUGAUUUAGACAGACUGGAAUAUAUGUUAACUGCUAAGUUAUACGGGCAACAAAUUGCUCAAGAUACAAUCAUAAAUGCACUGCGGGGACAUUUGGCAAAUAAAAAUUCACCCAAAGCACUGGUUAUGAGUUUCCAUGGCACGCCAGGAACUGGCAAAAACUAUGUAGCUCAAAUGAUUGCCAUGGCGUUUUAUAAAACGGGCAUCGAGAGCCAAUAUUAUCAUUUUUUUAAUGGCCGCAACGAUUUUCCUUUGCAACAAAAAGUAGACGAAUACAAGGAAGAUCUGUACAAAAUUGUUUCUAAUGGUCUAAAACAAUGUGAGAGAUCGUUAUUUGUGUUCGACGAAGUGGACAAAAUGCCGGAAGGCUUAUUGAACAUACUGGUUCCCUUUCUCGACUAUAACGUGUAUCACAAAUCCUCCAAGCAUAGUGAGUCCGUGUAUCAGAACAAGGCUAUUUUCAUAUUUCUCUCGAAUACUGGCAGUGCUAAUAUAGUGCAGCAUCUCACGGGUUUGUGGGAGAAGGGCAGGAAACGGGACGAUACUCGGUUGCAGGACUUUGAGAAGUUGAUAGCUGAUGGCGCGUUCAGUGAAAAAGGCGGUUUUCAUCGUAGUGACACUAUACAGACCAGCGUGAUAGAUCACUAUGUGCCUUUCCUGCCUCUAGAAGAGAUACACGUUAAAAAGUGUCUGGCGAGGGCUUUUUCCGAGCGAGGCGUCACUCCAAAAGAGGACAUGAUAGAGGAGGCAUUGUCAUACUUGACUUUCGGUCCCGAACCGUAUAAACUAUAUUCAAUGGCCGGCUGUAAGAGAAUAGAGCAAAAAGUUGCUUCUAUUGUUUAUCGUAAACAAUCAGAAUCCAAAAUUGAUAAUUAAGAUAAUAUGAAAUACUCAAGAUAUUGGUAAUAAAAAUAAUAAAACAGAUGAAAAACUGUUGUAAUGUAA